AUGUGGUACGAAAUUCUUCCUGGUCUUGGCGUCAUGACAGCUUGUCUCAUCCUUCCGGGGGUUUUCACUGCACAGAUCCACAAACUGACCAACGGGGGGAAGGUGAGAGAAUGUUGCUUUCCAAUGUUUUGAAUGACUGCAGUAGCUAGCAAAAUAUUCAUUUUUAAACUGGUUGAAGUUAUACUAUUAACAAUUUUUGUAUACUAGUAGUAAAUUAGCUGCGUUAACACUUAUUCUCCUUAACUUUUGCUUAGGAAAAGAGAAUCGCCAGGGUUCCAUACCAGUGGUAUCUGAUGGAGAGAGACAGAAGAGUGUCAGGAGUGGAUUUGUAUUACAAAUCGAAGGUAAAUAGCUAGGCGAUUAAUUCAAAUGUCAAUGCAGUCAUUUAGUACUGUAACGUUAUUACAACUGACCAGCAGUCAGCCAUCGCUUAGGCCUAACUAACUAUUUAUUCUUUACAGGGACUUGAGAACAUCCACUGA
Molecule: messenger RNA, 482 nt
Organism: Coregonus sp. 'balchen'
Lineage: Eukaryota; Metazoa; Chordata; Actinopteri; Salmoniformes; Salmonidae
Source: the annotation of a GenBank genome assembly